Hansenula ciferrii is the source of this 843-nucleotide messenger RNA. RefSeq names its product phosphatidate phosphatase LPP1. The transcript has a single exon. The record is from RefSeq and is a predicted model, not a curated record. Gene Ontology annotation, molecular function: phosphatidate phosphatase activity. The coding region runs from base 1 to 843 and encodes 280 amino acids. NCBI's taxonomy places the organism in Eukaryota, Fungi, Ascomycota, Saccharomycetes, Phaffomycetales, Wickerhamomycetaceae. Gene Ontology annotation, biological process: phospholipid metabolic process.
AUGGUUUUAUUCAAUUCUAUCAAAAAAUUCUCACCAGAAUGGGCUUUAGUGGUUUCAUUCACACUUUAUUAUGCUAUAAUUGGUAGUAAACAACCACCUUUUUUACGUGAAUUUUUAAUUAAUGAUCCAACUAUUCAACAUCCAUUUACACAAUUUGAAACUAUAGAUGAUAAAAAAUGUAUAUUAAUUUCAUCAUUGGUUCCAUUAGUAUUAAUAUGUCUUGUCACAUUGGGGAAACAUAAUUGGAAAUUUAAUAAAAUUAUCAAUAAUAAUAAAUUUUUCAAUUUUUUACAUUUAUCAAUAUUAGGUUUAGCUUUAUCAUUAUCAAUUACUGGUUUUAUUACUUUUUUCUUGAAAAAUAUGAUUGCAAGACCAAGACCUGAUUUUAUUGAUCGUUGUAAACCUGAUUUAUUAAAAAUUAAACCAAAUAAAUUUUUAUAUUCAAUUGAUAUAUGUACAAAUGAUAAUUAUGAAUUAAUCUUGGAAGGUUUACGUUCAACUCCAUCAGGUCAUGCAUCAAUAGCAUUUUCAGGUUUACAUUAUGUGACAUUAUUCUUAUUUGCACAAUUAUCAGUAUGGUCAAAUAGAAAAAGAAUUCACUUGUUGUUAUUAAGUGUUUUACCUGAAUUUAUUGCCUUAUUUAUUGCAUUAUCAAGAACACAGGAUUAUAGACAUCAUUUUGGUGAUAUUUUUAUGGGUACGCUAAUUGGUGUUGGUAUUAGUUAUAUUACUUAUAGGAAAAUUUUCCCAAGUUUUGCAGAUGAAAAUUAUCAAGAUGUUUAUUAUUUAAAAGAACAUUCUGAAAUUUUACCAUUAUAUCAAGAAAGAGAAAGAAGUGUGUGA